Molecule: messenger RNA, 1921 nt
Organism: Protopterus annectens (West African lungfish)
Lineage: Eukaryota; Metazoa; Chordata; Ceratodontiformes; Protopteridae
Gene: SRPX
Product: sushi repeat containing protein X-linked
Exons: 10
Coding region: 191-1558 (455 amino acids)
Source: RefSeq, a predicted model, not a curated record
UUCCUCCAAACAGUGAAUAAUUUGUUAUAAGGUAUGGUAGUUAGAUACUCGUUGAGGAAGGGGAGGAGGAUUCUGGUCUACAGUUGCAUUUAACAGGGGAAGGCUAAAAGGCGUUACUUUGAAACAGUCAAAAGUAAAAGAAGAGUUUGUUAAUCGGACGCUCGCGGAAAGGAUUCAGUCUCGGGACAAGAUGAUCGCCUCACUGCCGCUGAUCUUACUGGCUGUUUCACACGUUUGUUUCACCCAGGGAUACGAAGGUUCUGGAUAUUCACCUGCAGAAGAUGAGGAAGAGUCUUACACAUACAGUAACUCAAAAGAAACUCCAUGGUGCUCUCCAAUAAGUGUGAAAAAUGGCCAAGUCAGCUGCCACACACCUCGGGGUGAAUACAUGAAGAAUGUGCUAGGAUCAACGUGUGAUAUCCGCUGCCAGAAAGGAUAUGAGCUAGAUGGAGCCCAACAAGUUGUAUGUAUGACCAGCAAACGCUGGUCCGGAAGCUUUUAUUGCAAACAGGUUCGAUGCCCAUCACUUUCAAUGCCUGUUAAUGGUCGUUACAAGUGCUCAGAUGGUUCAUACUUUGGAUCUAGAUGCGAGUACUUUUGUUCACCAGGGUAUACAUUAAAAGGUGACAAAACAACAACCUGUAUGGACAGCAGAGCAUGGCAUGGAAAACGACCUACUUGUGUUGAUCUAGAGGCCCCAGAAAUCCGCUGUCCCAGUGUGAAAGAAAAAAUUGCAGACCCUGGAACAGUGACUGUUCGAGUGUUCUGGGAUACUCCUGAGGGGCGGGACUCAGCUGAUGGCAUCUUAACUGAUGUGAUCUUAAAAGGCCCACCCCCAGGGACUAUAUUCUCUGAAGGUGACCACAACAUCCAGUACACAGUUUUUGACCGAGCAGAAAAUAAAGCAUCUUGCAAAUUUCAAGUUAGAGUGAGAGUCAGACGUUGUGGAAAGCUUGCUGUACCAGAAAAUGGUAUGAUGAAGUGCAACAGUGAUGGGGACAAUUAUGGUGCCAGUUGUGUGUUUACCUGUUUGGGAGGGUAUGAGCUGCAGGGAAGUGGAACCAGAGUCUGCCAAUAUGGACAAACGUGGUCUGGAACAGAUGCCUCCUGUUCACCCAUGCAGAUUAAUAUUAUGGUGAGAACUGCAUCUGCUCUUCUAGACCAGUUCUAUGAGAAAAGACGACUACUGAUUGUUUCUACUCCCACGGCUGCCAGUUACUUCUACAGAUUUCAGAUGGGAGCACUUUUGCGUUCUCAGUGUAACCUGGAUCUUAGGCAUGUCACAGUUAUUGAGAUUGUUGGUGUUUAUCCUACAGUUAUAGGACGAAUAAGACAUAGGCUGUUGCCACCAUCACUUGCGCUACAGCUAAGGGUGUUACUGCGAAUGUCCCACACUAAUUUUAACAUGGUGCUUAUUGAUAAACAUGGCAUGGACAAGGAACGCUACAGUUUCCCAGUUACUCCUGCUGAGAUCUUCACAUUAAUUGAUACUUUUAGUUUACGGAAAGAAGAAAUGAAAUUACAAGCAGAAGCAGGACAGACAUGCAGCCAAAACUGAACACAGGCAUAUUAUUUUCCAUAACAGAAUUAUUUGUCUCUGUCUCUCCAAUGGUGCUACAUGGAGCAUAGCUUUCUAAUGUUGAUGUAUACAUUCGUUGGUAUUUCCAUUAUGGUAUUAUAUUAUAUUAUACAUUCUUUUUUUGACAUUUAAUGUUUGCAUGAGUUUUUCUAAUGAGAAACUGUUAACUGAUAUUCCUGCAUUCACCUGCCUUUGGGAAUGCUGAAGUGUACAGAGAUCUGUUAAGAGAAAACAACACAGAUGCUAACAUAUUUCAAUUUUCUUUUUUGUAUAAACUGUUAAUUCUCAUGUAUUUGUAUUCCUUUAAAUACUACAAUAAUUAAAUAAUUAUUUCAUACUUAA